Messenger RNA from Ostreococcus lucimarinus CCE9901, 1414 nucleotides. RefSeq lists its product with no specific name. Bases 743 to 1414 code for a protein of 223 amino acids. NCBI's taxonomy places the organism in Eukaryota, Viridiplantae, Chlorophyta, Mamiellophyceae, Mamiellales, Bathycoccaceae. The record is from RefSeq and is a predicted model, not a curated record. The transcript has a single exon.
UCCGAGCUCUGUGUAGUCAAGCGGGCUCACGGAAGCGAUCCCCAUACCAUCUUGCUCCCACACGGCAAACCGAUCCUCACCUCGCGAAAUAGCUUUCUUCCACACAGACAUGUGAGAUAGAAGACAUCCAAGGUGGUGGUUAUACGGGAAUACGCAUUUUUCGCCGACGCAACGGUGCUGUGGAUUGAGCUGCGAUUCGUGAACCUGUCUGAUGGGAUACGGCAACUCACUGGUUGGAACGUUCGCUUCUGAAGCAGCAAGGGCUCCCGCUAGUACAUCGUGCGUCGCGCUUCGCGCUGUCUCGAAGGUAUCCGGCCAAAGCGAAGGAAACGUCGCACUCGAGAUUUCCACAGUAUUGCGCGCUUCGGCGUCGCUCAAACCACCGUGCGUUUUGAACAGGUUGAACACGUAAUCGCGUCCUUUCCUAGAUCUCUCCAUCUCGUCUCCGGGCGACGUAUCUGCUAUGAUAUACGUCCGCACUCCCGUCGCUCCACUGAUCCCGAGCGUCGAUUUCCCACCGCCGCGAGCUCGUGUCGCUCCACUGAUCCCGAGCGUCGAUUUCCCACCGCCGCGAGCUCGUGCGCUCGUCCUCGCGUCGUCGACCCCCCCGCGCGACGCGACCGCCAUCCCCGCGCCGACCGCACACGCCAUCAGCGCAACACUCGCGAGACAUCCUCGCGACGUCGACGUUCUCGCUCGGGAUCGCUCGCUCACGUCGGUCUCACCGCGCUCUUCGUCCAGGAUGCUCGCAACACCCUCAACGACGCCGUUCGCGGCGUUGCGCGCGAGCAAAUUCGAGCGCUCGCCGCGAGAGAUGCUUUGCGCGUCUUUGUCACUCAUUCUCGCGUCGCGUGGGCGCGCGCAGUGUCGGCUGCGGACGCGCGUCGGUCUCUGUCGAUCGGUCGGACAUUUGUCGGCGACGGAGCUACAGCUACAGCUAGGCUACACCUACUCCUAUUGGGGCGACUCGCUUGUACCGCACGGAAGCGCUUUCCAGACUCGCGAACCGCUGUUCGCGCGAGAUGGGAAGGAUGCGGACGGCGAACUCGCGCGAGAUGCGACGCCGACCGAGAAGAAGAGCGACGGAAGGACGGAAACGCCGCUGUCGAUCAAGGUGUUGAGCAUGGUGUCGUACUUGUUCCUGCAAGUGGCGGGAACGAUAUUCGCGAGUCUGAGCCGGAACAGUGAUGAUGAUUAUCCGUACGAUACCGUGGUGCUGGCGUUCACGAUGGAGUCGGUGAAGCUGGUGUUGUCGUUCAUCUUUUUGACGACGUCGCGGGCGUGCGGAGGAGUCGAAGAAGUGACGUGGAGCGCGAAACGCUUCACCUCGUUUGCGCUUCCCGCGCUGUGCUAUUUCGUCGCGAAUAACUGUAUGCUCCUCAUCAUACAAGAACUGGGGCCGUCGACGUAUUGA